AUCGACAUGGAAUGGAGAUUACAUUAUCAACCGUGACGAAAUAUGUACACCCUUUGUUAAGGAAAAGGAUUAAGAAGGUCAUAGCAUGGGUGGCAGGACAGCCAUGGUGCUCGCUUUGAUGGAGCCUAAAUUAGUUAAAGCUUUGAUAGUAGUCGACAUUUCUCCGAUUUCAAUACCGGGUAAACACAACAAGUUUUUCCCAAAUCUCUUGAAUGCAAUGAGUCAAGUAAAUUUCACCGACAAAACUGUUCCUAAUGCUAAAAAAGAGGCAGCAAAAGUACUGGAUUCCAUAGGCGCUAACAUUCCUACGAUGCAAUUCAUUCUGAUGAAUGUAGGAAAACGGAAAGAUCAAUCUGUCGGCUGGUUGUGCAAUGUUGAAACGCUCAAGAAAUACCAUAGCGAUAUAGCGUCGUUUCCGGAAGAAAUGAAGAGUAAGAAAUACGAAGGACCCACCCUGUUUAUUGCUGGAGAAAAAUCAAACUAUCUUCCAUAUAUCGCAUCAACUUCGGAAAACGCCGAUGCCGUGGACCUGGCCUACGCCUCCUAUGAGAGUACUGGUGAUACAGAUUGCUCAAGGCCGCCUUUAGUUAUUCUUCAUGGGUUGUUAGGGUCGAAGAAUAAUUGGAAUAGUAUGAGCAAGGCGAUACAUAGAACUACGGGCAGAAAGGUCAUUAGUGUGGACGCCCGCAACCAUGGUGACAGUCGACAUUCAUCGCAGCAUACAUACGUGCAUAUGGCUCAUGAUGUUAUGAAGCUAUUGAAAAAACUGGAGCUGACGAAGGUAUCGGUCCUCGGGCAUAGUAUGGGUGGCCGCACCGCCAUGGUCCUUUCUCUGCUAUGUUCCGACUUAGUAUCCAGUUUGAUAGUGGUUGACAUCUCUCCUGUGAAAACUAGUCCACAAAUUUUCUCCAUGGUUAAUUUAUUUGAUGCCAUGGGAUCUGUAUCCAUUCGCCCGGGCAUUGCUAUGUCAAAGGCAAGAAAACUGGCUGAUGAACAGCUUAAAAACAUCACUCCUGAUGUUAAUUUAAGAAAUUUCUUAAUAACAAACUUGGUGCAAACUAAUUCUGGAGCUUACACAUGGAGAGUCAAUCUACCAGCUUUAAAAGAAAACUUUCAAAAUCAUAUAGCCUGUUUUCCAAAUAACUUGAGAGGUCUGCAAUACUGUGGGCCAUCACUUUUUGUGGGAGGAUCUCUGUCAGACUAUAUUGGAAAAAAUGACAUAAAAGACAUACAAGAAUAUUUCCCAAUGGCAGAAUUGGUAUUUGUUGAAGGGGCAGGCCACUGGGUCCACAGCCAAAAACCGGAGAAAUUCCUAGAAAUUAUAUGCAAAUUCCUUCAAGAGAAGUAAAACAUAUGAAUCAUCUGGAAGAGUGAAAUUUUAGAGGAAAUUUAUAGUGAAAUUAUGAUAAAUCAGUCUUUGAAAAUUGCACUAUCAAUUUAGUAAAAUUGUUUUUCUAUGACUGUAAUUUGAUACUCAAUUAAACAUUUCACAUUCGGGUUAUUUGUAAAAUACUAAAACCCUCGCAGGACUAUAUUACCAACAUCAUAUACAACAAAUUAUGUUUUAUGAUUUUUUACAAAACAUAAUAAACUUACCAAAAGCAAACUUAAAUUUAUGUAGUACUAUCCGACGCUUUAAAGAUCUCUAUUUGACAGUAAGUUCAAACGUGCAAGCGUCCUCCUCGACGACGACCUCCAUCUCGCUCCUGCAUUUUGCAUCGGACAUUAUAGUCCAUUUGUUUAGGUACCUGUACUUAACUAAAUGUAAACAAUGUUGAGAAGUCUAUUUAAAAUAUACAUUUAUAAAAUGAUUUUUACUUCACUUCAAAUACAAAAUACGAAUACUUAGUUUCAUAUGAAAUUGCAUGCCUAUUUUUAUGAUUUGUAAAGCAUAUGUUUUAAAAAAAUGAUGUAUCAAAAUUGUUUACAUUUACUUAACUACCUAAACAAAUGGACUAUAGCGCUUUCUUUGAUUACCGCACAGAGUUUUCAUCUUUUUAAAUAUUUUUGUCUUUAAACGUAAAUAAAUGUGAUUAAUUUAAAAGUACCAGAACAAAAGUUGUUUAUGAUGUUAAAUAUUAGUCUUUCAAGGGUGUUAGUAUUUUACAAAAUAACCCUGCAUAUUGACAAUGAAGUCAUUGUAAAUAAUUUGCUCUUAUAUUAUUGUUUAUUCUUACUUUUAAAGUCUGAAACAAACAAUUAUUUUGUUGAACAGCUGUAACAAGGAUUUCGAAAUAAAAAAAAUAUUGAGUACUUAGUCUAAUUUCUGAAGUGUAAUCACUUAGCAAAUAUAGGUACAAAUUUUGUGAUUCUCAUAGAUACUAGGUAGGUAUGAUAUUAUUGUUGUGAUUUUAAAUUAUUA
Molecule: messenger RNA, 2362 nt
Organism: Hyposmocoma kahamanoa
Lineage: Eukaryota; Metazoa; Arthropoda; Insecta; Lepidoptera; Cosmopterigidae
Product: protein ABHD11-like
Exons: 6
Coding region: 86-1348 (420 amino acids)
Cellular component (GO): mitochondrion
Molecular function (GO): catalytic activity
Source: RefSeq, a predicted model, not a curated record